Molecule: messenger RNA, 1623 nt
Organism: Neolamprologus brichardi
Lineage: Eukaryota; Metazoa; Chordata; Actinopteri; Cichliformes; Cichlidae
Source: RefSeq, a predicted model, not a curated record
GAGGCUGAUCAAAGAGAUGGAGGCCAAGCAGCAGAGCGAGAAGGCGGAGCUGGAGCGCCUCCAGCAGGAGGUGGAGAGUCAGCGCAAGGAGUCCGAGGAGGUGCAGCAGCGGAUCCUCCGCCAGGAGGAGAGCCUCCACCGCCGCAGCCAGGACAUCGAGAGCCGGCUGCGAGACUUCCUGGCUGAGAAGGAGCGCUUCGAGGAGGAGCGGCGCUCUGAGGUCAGUGAGGUGGAUCUCCAGCGGAGGCGACGGCGGAAGGAGCCGCAGGAGCACGAGGCGGACCGCGCGGAGGAGCAGGACGAGCAGACGGAGAUCUACCGCGAGCUGGAGCGGCUGAAGAGGGAGCGCGAGGAGCAGCGGGUGCGUCUGGAGACGGAGCGGCGGCGGCUGGAGGAGCAGGAGCGCGAGCAGCUGAGUCUGGUGGGGCGGCUGGAGGAGCAGCUGAGGGAGAAACACGAAGCCGCCACCGCCCUGCUGACCCGGGAGGACGCACGCCGCCUGGAGGAGGAGCAGCGGGCGCUGGCAGAGAUCAGAGAAGCCCUCCUCCGCGCCAAAGAGGCCGCCGAGCGGCCGGACGUGGAGGACGCCGGCGAGGAGGCGCGGGCCGCCCAGAGCCGCUACGCCGACUUCAAGGCGGCUCAGGUGAAGGAGCUGGACCUGCUGGAGGAGGGGCUGCGGCAGCAGAGGGAGCGCCUGGAGAAGGAGGUUGCCGCCGAGCGCGGCGCCCUGCUGCUCCUCACCCACGGCCUGAGAGAGCGCCAGCAGCACCUGAAGGAGACGCAGGAGAAGGGAGCGCAGGACGCCACCGCCGUCUGCCACGAGGAGCAGCUCCUCCGACAGGCGGAGCACAGGCUGCAGCUGAAGGAGCGGCAGCUCGCCAACCUCGCCGACGGCCUCCUCCCCGCCCUCGCCGAGGAGAAGCAGAGAGCCUCAGAGCUGCUGGAGCGCAGCGGCGGCGGCGGCAACGGGAACUGUGACCGAUCCCCGGGGCUCGACAACACGCUGUUCCAGGUGGAGAAGGAGCUGGAGGACAAGGAGGAGAAGCUGAGCCUCCACUGGCACAGCGCCCGGCAGCUGCAGCAGCUCCAGGAGACGUACGAGUUCACGGCCAACGUGGCGCGGCAGGAGGAGAAGGUGAGGAGGAAGGAGAAGGAGAUCCUGGAGUCGAAGGAGAAGCAGCAGAGGGAGGCGAUGGAGCAGGCCGUGGCCCGGCUGGAGAGGAGGCACUCCGCCCUGAGGCGCAGCGUCUCCCUCGACCCCGACGCAGAGGAGCAGAGGAGCAAGAGCUCUGUCGCCAGGACGCCGAGGACGGGGGCGGAGCUGGACCAGCAGAGAGUGCAGCGCGAGAUCCAGAAGCUGCGGCAGCGAAUCAGCGAGGGCGACGACACCAGCCGGACGCACUCCAUCAGCGGCGACGAGCGGGCGGGUCACGGCGGCUCGCCCGCCAGUCACAUCCAGGGCCUGAACACGCUGCUGCCGCUGUCCGACGACAGGAUAAACGCCUACAUCGAAGAGGAAGUCCAGCGGCGGCUACGCAAGAUGAACCUCCUGAACGGCAGCAGCAUGGAUCUGUCUCUGUCCACAGAGUCGCUGCGAGUAAGAGGCACCGCACUCUUCAUCAC